Messenger RNA from Phragmites australis (common reed), 1877 nucleotides. RefSeq lists its product as uncharacterized. NCBI's taxonomy places the organism in Eukaryota, Viridiplantae, Streptophyta, Magnoliopsida, Poales, Poaceae. Gene Ontology annotation, molecular function: 5'-flap endonuclease activity; DNA binding. The transcript is spliced from 15 exons. The record is from RefSeq and is a predicted model, not a curated record. The coding region runs from base 227 to 1495 and encodes 422 amino acids. Gene Ontology annotation, biological process: DNA replication, Okazaki fragment processing.
CCUCCAAGGCCAGCAGGUCACCAAGCCGCUCGUUACCAGUCCCUGCGAGUCGGCCGCUCCCCUCGCUUGCUCCACACUCCGCCCGCGCAUUCCGUCGAACGCCUCGUCCUCCUCCACCUCCAUCUCCGGCUUCCCAAUCCCCAUCACCUAAACUCUAGCCCUUCUCCCCGCCACUACCACCCCUCCGUCCUCCACGCGGGCGAUGCGGAAGAGGUAGCAUCCGCCGAUGGCCUGCUGCUGCCUUCGCGCCGCCGCGGCGCCCCGCCUCCUCUUCUACCGCGCUGCCGCCUCGCUACGCCUCCCGUCGCCACUCGCUGUGUUCAGGAAGGGUUUUUCGGAUCAGUCAGUUUUGCCAAUCACAGAUUCAGUCGAGAAUUUUCAAGGACCAUCAGUGCAGACUACUCCACGGAUUCCAUUGUAUGAUGACAGCAUAUCCUCAGGUAUAUCGAACACAUUGUCAAAUGCCAGCGAGGGUGUCACUCGUGCUGACCCUUCAAAGAGUAGGAUAAUGCUUGUUGAUGGAACGUCAGUGAUGUACAGAUCGUACUACAAGAUCUUAGCACAGCUGCAGCAUGGCCAGUUGGAGCAUGCUGAUGGCAAUGGGGAUUGGGUUUUAACUAUAUUCAAAGCUCUAUCCCUGCUUCUUGACAUGCUGGAAUUCAUUCCAUCUCAUGCUGCGGUCGUGUUUGACCAUGAUGGAGUUCCAUAUGGUCAUUAUACUGCCAUGCCAUCCAAAGAAUGUCACAUGGCAAAAGGAAUGACCUUUCGCCAUAUGUUAUAUCCUGCAUACAAGAGCAACCGCACCCCAACACCUGACACCAUUGUCCAGGGCAUGCAAUACUUGAAGGCAUCCAUUAAGGCAAUGUCAAUCAAAGUAAUUGAGGUUCCAGGUGUUGAAGCUGAUGAUGUCAUUGGCACCCUGGCUGUCAACAGUGUGUCGGCAGGUUACAAAGUACGGAUUGUCUCGCCUGAUAAAGACUUCUUCCAAAUUUUAUCACCUUCUUUGCGUUUGCUUCGGAUUGCUCCACGCGGUUCAGGGAUGGUUUCAUUUGGAGUUGAAGACUUUGUCAAGAGAUAUGGAGCACUGAAACCCUCGCAGUUUGUUGAUGUUGUUGCACUUUCAGGAGACAAAGCUGACAAUAUACCAGGAGUUGAAGGGAUUGGAGAUGUUAAUGCAGUAAAGCUGAUAACUAAGUUCGGUUCCUUGGAGAAUCUACUGAAAUCUGUGGAUGAAAUUGAGGACAAACGAAUUAAACAGGUUUUGAUAUCUCAUUCAGAACAGGCAAUCCUUUGCAAAAGCCUGGCCACAUUGCGUUCUGAUCUUCCUCCUUAUAUGGUUCCUUUCAAGACAGACGACCUUGUAUUUCAAAAACCACAGGAUGAUGGAGCCAAAUUCAUAAAACUCUUGCGGGCUUUGGAAGCAUACGCAGAAGGCUCCUCAGCAGACCCAAUAAUCAGAAAAGCAGCAUAUCUUUGGAACAAACUUAAAUCAUGAUAAUCUUUGGUCGGACAUGUCCUGAAACUUUAGGGAUGCUGAUGUUUCCAGCAGUGAUUGGGAAGGAAUUUUCCCAAGGUUAAUAGAUUGGAUCAGAAGAUUGGAUGCCUGCUGCAGUUUUGGUUCCAAAAUAUUGAUGCCAUCGGCAUGCUUCCUUAAAGUGUGAAUCAGAGUCCAGCCAUAUCCAAACUGCAAACCAAAUGUUGCUUGCGCAUUAUGGUGUGCUGAAGCGCACAAAUUUAAGGUGCCGCCUGCAUAUACAGGGUGCGCAAGUGUGCAUAUCACGAAACUAAUUAUAGUUAGCUCUGUAGAUAAAAUCACAACGUUGCUCAUGUAAUCUGCCUUUUUUGAGAGGAGGGCUCACGUAAUCUUUUUGGCCUUA